This is a messenger RNA of Fusarium verticillioides 7600, 222 nucleotides long. RefSeq lists its product as hypothetical. The record is from RefSeq and is a predicted model, not a curated record. Lineage: Eukaryota; Fungi; Ascomycota; Sordariomycetes; Hypocreales; Nectriaceae. Bases 1 to 222 code for a protein of 73 amino acids. The transcript has a single exon.
AUGGAUUACGAGGGCCACAUUCACAAGCUCCAGGCAAAACGGCGCCCCAAGUCCAUCAUCACCCUUGCUGGCCGCUCCGUUGCGUCAGCAUCUCGUUCGUAUUUCCGUAUCCUCAGGAAAACUUUCCCAUCCAUGCCCUUACCCAGCCAGCCGAAUACCCUAAUUAAUCUAAGUUACUUUAAUAUUCCAAAGCGUGUCCAGGGGGUUGUAACGGUCUACUGA